UCUCGUAACUCUACGUUACGUCUUUUUCAAAUAUUAUUCGUUUCAACGGUUUUCUUCAAGAUUUUCGUAAAAUUUAGGGAUCGUUUUCCCCUGUAGCGAUAGGAAAAGUGCUUAUUUUUACGUACAAUUUAAGAGCGUCGUUUCAACCAAUACUUUAAUUCGAUAGGCUUACAUUUAAUUUGUGCGCUGGAGGGUGGAGAAUGUCUAGAAGCUCCAACGUAGAAAAUCUCUCGCCACAAGUAAUCCGACAGGUGUCUAAGGAGCUGUGGGAGUUGUCUUCAAACCCACCUGAAGGCAUUAAAGUGUUCAUUAAUGAAGAAGACAUUACAGAUAUUCAAGCUGCUAUUGAAGGGCCAGCUGGAACUCCCUAUGCUGAAGGUCUGUUUCGUGUGCGUUUGAUUCUCGGCAAGGAUUUUCCUUCUUCCCCUCCUAAAGGAUAUUUUGCCACUAAAAUUUUUCAUCCUAAUGUUGCAAGAAAUGGCGAAAUUUGUGUAAACACACUAAAAAAGGACUGGAAACCGGAUCUGGGUCUCAAGCACAUUCUGCUAACCAUAAAAUGUCUACUGAUUGUGCCAAAUCCAGAAUCUGCCUUGAACGAAGAAGCUGGAAAGAUGCUUCUUGAACGAUAUGACGAUUAUUGUGAAAGAGCUCGCAUGAUGACGGAAAUCCAUGCUCGACCACCCAAAAGUCCCAAAGAAGGUUUGGAGGAAGAUCCACAAUCAUCUACCGGAUCUAGUGCAUCGAAAGGUGAUGGUCCCACUGCAAAAAAACAUGCAGGUGACAAGAACAAAUUCAAUGUGGAGAAGAAAAAUCUCAAACUUUUAAAGGAAAAGAAAAGAACACUGAAAAGGUUAUGAUAAAUGUCUGCCAUCAUCUAUUUAAAAUAAGAAUAUAUCUAGUACAAUGAAUCAUCAGACUUUUUCUUUUGUCAUUCUGAAUGAGUCACUUCUGCAUUUAGAAAGACAAAAUUUACUAUUUGUAUUCAUUUGUGGAGGUGUCUUAUCUAUGUUCUGUACAGUAUCAUUAAAUUUCAGUUUUAUCUACUUCGGAUAUAAUUUUCUGCUACAUAUUUUAGUAUUUCCAAUAGUGCCUUUGAUGACAAUACGAGUUAAUGUGUUUGAAAGCACAAAUAUGGGUUUUAAAUUAUUAGUUAUAGUGCAAUUAAUCGUGUUGAACAUUUGCAUAAAAUAUCUUCACAUUCUUUUAGAUAAAUUUUCAUGCUCUAUUUAAAACAUUUUUUCCUCCAAAUUUUCAGAUAGUUUUUAUAAGUUAUAUUUUCUUCAGUUUUAAUAUAAUAACAUUUAUAAAGUCUUUGAGUGUUUCAAAUGUUAAUAACUUCAUAUGCACAUAUGAUUAAAUAAAUUGCAUCUACAUACUUUAGAAAUAGUUUUACUCAAAAUAGUGCUUGUAUUACUGAUAUUUGGUAAGACACUCAUCUUGUUGCACCUGUUGUCCAACUUGUUAAAAACAUUCCGAGUUCAUUGCUGAUCAGUGACUUUAUAGAUUGUUUUUGUGAUCUGCUCACUGAAAGAUGAUGGUUUUGAUGGGUGUACAAUUUUUGUAUGAGAUAUAUUAUUAAGUCCCUGAAAACAUUCCUCAGCAGGAAUUUCCUAGACUCCUUUUUUGAUUUUAGCUAAUUUAAAGAAUAUGAUUUUAAUGAGAAAUAAUUUUUAUGUGACUCUGUUUAAAAAAAGAAAGGAGAUUUGAUGAGAUCAUAUUAGAUAUAUAUUACAUAUAUCCUCCUCUAUAAAUCCAUUAUUCAGGAACUAUUUCAUAUCUCGAAGCAUACUAAGGGGGGGGGAAUAUGUAAAUUGUUUAUUUUUCUUUCUUUAAUUCCGUACAAUUUUAUAUAUUUCAUUCAGUUGGUCUUUCACUGAUAAUAAGGAAACUAAGAUGAUCAUUGCUUAGUCAUCAAGAGAGAUUAAAUCAGAUAUGCAGGAUUGGUAAAUAAUGCCAUUUGGCACAUACGUUUAUGAGGAAGUAAGCACUUAAAGCGCACUUGUUCAGUCUUAAAUUCUGUGACUUUUUCUGAAAACAAAUUUAGUGUUUACUGUUCUCUGUGCAGCUUGUCAAGAAAAGUCCUCAUGUGGCUUUUAUUUUUGCAACUGUUAGUCGAAGGUAUAUACUUUUAGUACAAAAAUGUUUUAACCACUUAGCAAUUUUGUAAUAGCAUAUGCGGUAAGGGUAACAUUUUUUGUAUGCAGUGUGAUUUGCCCAUAUCUGACGCAGGCAUCACACUUUCAAAGCCUAUGCUUCUCAUUAUCACGUAUAAUUUGUUCUAGUUCACUUUUUAAUUCAUAGAUGGCAUCGCUGAUCAAUAGAACAAAUAUUUUCAGGUUUUUUUUUCGGGGGGGGGGUAUUCUAUAUUAAAGUUCAUGGAAUUUUCUUUUAGGUAAGCUAUACUUUUAUUAGCUUCUUAAGAAAAAUUAAUAACUGAGCUUUCCAAUUUCAUUUUAUGUAGUUUACAUUCUUAAAUGUUUGACAAUAGUAGCAGAAACAAAAUAUUGCUAGGACUGUAAUGUGGGACUUUGCAUUGCACCCCAUCAUACCAAGUUGAAAUAUGGGGAAAAAAUUAAAGGGUUCUCUCUAUAUAUGUAAAACCCUUUAAUUAUAUGCAUCCAUAAUUUUGGGCCAAUAAAUGAAUUUUUUUACGGUUACUUCAUCCCAAAAUAAAAAGGGGACCUCCCUUUCCCUAAAUUUUGUGAACUGCUAAGUGGUUGAACAAGAAGAUUAUUCAUGUCACGGCAUUUUUAAAUUUUCAAAAUAAAUUUUGUGAAGAAUAAAGGACUGUAUACUUCUACGGUAAACCAAUGUAAAAUUCAUUCUGAUCAUUUCUUAAGAAAUAUUACAUGUAUAAUUAAUCCUUUGCACUUAAGGCCUUUUUUGCUUGCACGAACCAGUAACUUGAGAUGAUUUCGGCCAAAUUCGGGAAACACUUUGCAAGUACUUUGAGAGUAGUUGUAUUUUGUUGGUCAGAUCAUGUCAGCUUCGCCAAAUUUGUAGAUGUCUUCCCUAAUUUUUGUUUGACAUAUAUAUUGGUUUCACAAAUAUUUUUCACAAGGUCAUUAGUGAAAAACAAUUUUAAAAAAUCUGUUGGUGGUUUUAUGUUAGAAACAAUUUGUGUUGCUGUGGGGUUUUGGCCAGGUGUAAAUUGUGCGUUUGGCGGCACUUCGUCCUAGUCUCCCCAAAGUACCCAUGUUGAACUGCUUGCACCUUCCACAGUUUCACUUUCAAGUUCUCUUUCAACAUCACUCCCAACUUCACUGUCGCUCUCUAUAAUUCUAAUUUUCCGUCGUCUCACAUCUCUUACAUUCCUAUGCUUCACUGUCAUCUCCACUGGAUUCAUUCGUUUCGCGGUGUAAUCCGCCGGAAAUCGGUAAAGUUCAUCACCCAAAAUGGCAAAAUUGAAUUUGUCCGAACUCGAGCUGAUCUGAUUUUCCUCCAUAUUUUUAGGGCUCAAACACUAUUUACUUACUGUAUUUACCACCAAGACUGUUUCAAGCUAAUGCUACGCUGAAACUAACUAAACCGUGCGAAGAUUUGGCUACAAUGUCAGCAGAGCUUAGUCCACGAAAGUACUUCCGAGAAAAAUAUCUUAUUGCACAUCGUAAAUAAGGAGAUCAAGUUACUAAAGACCAUAGCAUCGUAGCAGCGUUGCUCGAGUGCAAAGCGUUAAGCUUAUACAGUAUGCAGAGAUUAUAAAUUUAGAGUUUCAGUAUUCUGGGCACACAAUUCAUUGAACAUAUAAUGCGUAGGGAGAAAAUUCAUGUAGCACAACAAUUUUAUAGAUCUAUAAUUUUGCUUACUUUAUGAGCUGACUUAAACAAAACACAUUUCUAUUGGUCAACAAGCAUUUAAAAAUUUCAAAAAUGGGGAAUUUUUGUAUAAGUAGUAGCUGAAUGUAAUAUUUAGUCUGAGAGUAAUGUUCAUUUUAAGUGUUUAACCUUGUUCGGUGAUAGGAUUCUCAUAAACAUCCAAACAACAGUAAGUAAUGUUUAUUCUGUGCAUGCUUUAUAUGAGGAUACAGAAUUAUCAACCUUUCAUAAUAUUUACAAUAUAAAAUUUCAGUAGUUUAAUUAUCGCAUAUUAAUUAUAUUAAAAUCAUAGGGAUAAUACAGUACUUGAUUUACCCCACCCCCCAAAAAAAUCUUUAAAAAAGAAAACUGUUAAAUUGAAAUAUAUAUUAUUUUCAUUAGCUCAUUCAUCCAUGAAAAAUAUACCAAGUUUGAGUUAUAAAAUACAGUCAAAACUUCAUGCAUUCAAUUUAAUGGUUGUUUUCAAUGUCUAAACUAUCCCACAUUAAAGUCCUCCCUUUUCCCAAAAGAAGUCUAGGAAGCAGUAAUUUUGUUGUGCAUUUAAGAAUUCAGUAGUAUAAACAAACAUUUUUAAUACAUUUGUGCUAAAACUGAAUUUAGACCUUCCUCAAUUUAAUAAACUCCAUAAUUUCUUUGGCAUUCUUUUGAUUAAGGUCUCACUUUAAAACUUAUGUAAAUGUUGUAAUUAUAAAGUGCAUCACAUUUGUUAAAUAAAAGCUUUCAUUAAUGUGCAUACAUACAUUUUAACAUAAACAUAAUUCUAGUAAAUGUAGUUGAUGGCACAUAAUCACUGUUAUAGAAUUGUUUCAUUUUUUCAGAUUUACUGGAAGAUAUUAUAUGCAGACAGCUUCCUUAAAUAAAACAUCUCUAAUAUAAAUAAACCAUUUAUAUGUAUGCAUUUAAUACUUAAAAAAGAGAGAAAUCUGCAUAGAAGAUAGCAAAAUUAAUGCUGCUAUUUUAUUAAGGUAAUUAAUAAAGAGUGACUCUAGUGAAAUACUGAAUUGUAUAAUUAUUGCUGAUUAAAUUUUUUGUGCAAUUAAUUCAAACUGUAACACUGUAUCUAAAGGAAUACAUUUGUUUUCAAUGAAAUUGACACUUAUUAUUUGUUUGUAAUUAGAGAUUCUCCUCAUAUACAUGUAUAAGUCAUUUAAGUGUCAAAUUUUCCACUUAUCUCAGACUGAAAGUUAAAAUUGAACAUUAAUUUUAAUAUUAUGUAAUAUAAAUAGGUAUUUAAAUAUUUUCUUUGCUUAAAACCAAACAUAGUUGUCUCUAUUCAGAACAUUAACACAUAAAGCUCGUUAGAUAAAAAAAUUGCUAAUGGAACUGAAAAGCAUUUCUCCCAUAAAUGUUCUUGUGCCAAUAACUGGCAACACAACUUCCUUCUAAAAAUAAAUAAAAUGUUAAAUCUUUUCUUUGGCUAGAAUUUUAUGAAAGUUCAAUUUAAAUACUGUGAUAUCACUAGUGUAGGUUUAUCUGUGAUUAUAUUAUUAUAGUCUUUAGAAGUGUUCAGUUUAAAUAAAGGUACCAGUCAUAAGGUGAGAAUUUAAUAAAAUUUACAAAGUAAGCAUUUUAAAUUACCACAUUUUAGUACUAAAUUAUUUCUGACCCACACCAAGUUAAUUCAUGUCUCCAGUAUAGUCUUUAGAAGUGUUCAGUUUAAAUAAAGGUACCAGUCAUAAGGUGAGAAUUUAAUAAAAUUUACAAUGUAUUUGUAAGCAUUUUAAAUUACCACAUUUUAGUACUAAAUUAUUUCUGACCCACACCAAGUUAAUUCAUGUCUCCAGUAUUACCCUGUGUCUUAUAUGGUUUGAUGUCCAGGAACUGCUAAUUCAGCUAGCUCCUUUUCAAAAAUAAAUAAAAUAUUUAUCUUUUCUUCUUUGACUGGAAUUUCAUAAAAAUGUUAAUUUAACUACAGUAUGAAAUCUUUAUUUAAAUAUUGUAAUACAACCAGUGUAAGUUGUCUAUCAUAGUAUUUAGAAGUAUUCAAUUUAAGUAAAUGUGCCAGUAAUGAAAGAUGAGAACUGAAAUAUUUGUAAACAUUUUAAAGCAUCACGGUUUAAUGCUACUAAAUUGCUUCUCAUGCGAUCUCCAGUUUUGCUGUAAGAAAGAGGAAGAAUAAAGCUGAAAGGUUCCAUUCUUUCUUUAGCUUGAUCCUCUUAUCUCUUAAACUAGUGCUGCUUCCUAGUUGGCAUCUUUUAUACACAACACCUGGGAUUGUCAAUAUUGGCUUUUACAUUGUUUGACUUGAUAUUGAUUCUUGGAUAAGGUGACAUGGUGUUAACAUCUGUGACUUUGUGAGAUAAAAGUAUUUAAAAUCUGUUGAUUUAAAUGAUUUCUUUCAAGAUAUUUAUAAGAUCACUAGAUUCCAUUACUAAUUAUUCCACACUUUCGACUAAAACUGGCAUAGUUUGAUGAUUAUUACACAGUCCAUUCCAAGCAUCAUGAUACAGUGGAUAUUCAUCAAUUCUCUCGUACACAUGAGUAUUCUGCUAUCUUAAUAGUUCUUAUCCUUAGCCAUUUCAGUCCAGAAUAUUACAUUUGAUGAAAAUGUUUUAUAAUUAGUUUCUGGAUUGAGAAGAUGAAUGUUCUAAGAAUUAGCUUGAAAUAUGCUUUUUUAAAAUAACUCAUUCGUAUGAUGAUAGGAAUGAAACCUGGAGGCCUUGUUUCUCAUAUACAUGUAUAUGUGUAAUGCACAUUUGGGAAUGUCUAAUUCCUUUAUUAAAGUUUUAUACAUUAUUCUUAUUUAUGUGGUAGAGUAUUAGUGUUACCAUGUAGUCAUUUUGUAAUAGUACUGAAUUUAACUUGGUAUUUAUGAAAAGUGAUGCAGUAUUGAAAUUUUCUAUGUAUAUGUAAAGUGCAAUAUAUAUUCACUUUGCUUUCGUAUAUCAUUCUAUAAUUGACUGAUAGUGUGCAAGUGCUAAAAUGUAUAAUAAAUAAUUAAGGAAAACA
Molecule: messenger RNA, 6764 nt
Organism: Stegodyphus dumicola
Lineage: Eukaryota; Metazoa; Arthropoda; Arachnida; Araneae; Eresidae
Product: ubiquitin-conjugating enzyme E2 S
Source: RefSeq, a predicted model, not a curated record